Messenger RNA from Vicia villosa (hairy vetch), 761 nucleotides. RefSeq lists its product as uncharacterized. The record is from RefSeq and is a predicted model, not a curated record. Bases 59 to 406 code for a protein of 115 amino acids. The transcript is spliced from 2 exons. Lineage: Eukaryota; Viridiplantae; Streptophyta; Magnoliopsida; Fabales; Fabaceae.
UACAAAGAUUCUAAUCAAAUUGAAACUUUGAUCUCAUGUGACAUUUUUUGUUCAAAAUAUGGCAGAAACCGAGAAAGAAAUAGACAAUGGGAUAGAUAGGAUAGAAAAACAUGAAGGGGAAGAAGAAAAUAUAACAUCAUGUCAUUCACAAAUUUCAAACACAUCUCUUGUUGAGCUAAAUAUGUUGCUUGUAAUUCUUUCUUCGGCUAACUCUUCAUCUGUUGAUAAUUUACAUGAGGAGAAUGAUCAUAUAAUAAGAGAUCGUGCUGAUGUAAAUAAAACAUAUAUAUCAAGAUUAGAAGCCAAGAAAAAAGAGAAACAUGAACCUAGAUUGAUUGGGAAGAAAGCAUUUUCAUCAAGAUUUCAAACAACCAUAAAAGAUUCUAGGCAUGGAAGAAAAAUGUAAAACUAAAAUUAAUCCACGGGGAAGAACCUAACACGUUAAGAUGGAUGAAAAUUAUACAUAAAUGAUGAAGCAAACAAAUUAAAGUGUAUCUCCAAUAUUUGUUUCAAAGCUAAAUUUGUGAUGACCGAUGUUUUGUUUGUAUAAAGGUAUAUAAAUAUUUUUUUUAAUCUUUAGCAUGAUCAAAAAGUAUUUUAAUCUUUAUAAACUUGUGACCAUCAAAGCAGGUGUAGUGUAUAUUUUUAUUUUUAUUUUUAGAGGUGUCGAAAUUGAUUAUAUCGAGUUAAUUUUAAUAUGUUGAAUGUUAUUUAGUGUAAUUGGUUUUGUCUCAAGAAUUAAUUGUAAUUUUAUAUUAUAA